This is a messenger RNA of Physcomitrium patens, 1667 nucleotides long. RefSeq lists its product as uncharacterized. Gene Ontology annotation, biological process: CAAX-box protein processing. Lineage: Eukaryota; Viridiplantae; Streptophyta; Bryopsida; Funariales; Funariaceae. Gene Ontology annotation, molecular function: metalloendopeptidase activity. Gene Ontology annotation, cellular component: membrane. The record is from RefSeq and is a predicted model, not a curated record.
UUAGGGCCACCCGCUGAAGCCUCCUCCUCAUCACCCUGUGAAGUCACUCGUCACUGCUCUUGUGCGUCUUGUAGUUAUUUCCUUCCCUCGCUUCUCAACCCAUCAAUCUUCGUCAUUGUCGUCGUCGUCGUCGUCUUCUUCUUCUUCUAAUUCUUCUUCCUCCUCACCAACAUGGCUGUGACCCACCUGUUCCUUUCUUGCCGUCUGCAUUCUCUGCCCUCUGCUGGCGUCACCGUCCCCACUCCCCUCCUCUCCUUCCCUCGUCGUCUGUCUCCCCCAUGCCCCCCCUCUCUCCAGCCUCCCCAUCCUUCUUUGGUGCUUCUCUGUCAAUCCCGUCUUCCUUCCCCUUAUUUCCGCUCUUCUAAACAUGAUAACUUUAUUGCGGGUAACGUAGCUUCGGACGAUCAGAUUCAAGGGGACGGCUCCAGCCCUCAGCCUCCUGUUCCCGACCCUAAGCAGGAAUGGCCUAUUUUGGAGCAAUGGAAUGUGCCAUGGGAUGGAACUACAACAUUAGUGGGAAUGCUAUCCUGGCUCUUCAGUUUUUUAUUGACCGGAUUAGCUGUUUCUGUUGGAGCUGCGCAACUUGGCAUAGGACGGCGGGAGGUCUUAGACCUGGAUGAGCAGGCUACUUUCAUACUCAUUCACCAGCUAGCCGAAACCAUUGCAGGGCUUGGAGCCAUUUCGUUAGUGCUACGCCGAUACAAACCUCUUCCUCCACAAUUUUUUUCUUAUGGCUUUAGUAACCCGUUCGAUUUACGUCGAGGUUGGGUCCUUUAUGGAGGAUUGGGUAUAGUCGCGGCUACAGCCUCUGUAGUUGCAGCUAGCACGUUGGUUGUGAACCUUACAGGCCAACCGCCGCCUCGAGAGGAAGCAGAUGCACUCUUACAGUUACUACCUAUCAUUGGUGCUUCACCGACCAGCACAGCAUCGUUGAUCAUUGUAACUGGUGUGCUGGCACCGCUGCUUGAGGAGACAGUUUUUCGAGGAUUUUUAAUGACGUCUUUAACCAAGUGGGUUUCCACACCUGUGGCUAUUGCUGUCAGCGCGUGUGCAUUUGCAGGGGCUCAUUUGACUCCAGGAGAAUUCCCUCAACUUGUAGCUCUUGGAAUUGUGUUGGGGUUGGCUUAUGCACAAACGCGAACUUUGAUCACUCCUAUGCUUAUACACUCACUAUGGAACUCGGGAGUGAUUAUACUUCUCACGAUCUUACGGCUUCAAGGCUAUGAUAUCAAGGAGCUCCUUUGAUUUCAACGACCUCGUACUCAUCAUGGCCUUGCAGUGUAAUUUCUGCAACUAAUUUCUGCAUCCACUCCCUGGUGUUGCCCAGCUUCCACAUCAGGUAUGAGUGUAGAGUAGAUAGUUCCACAAGUUUAGCACAUGACAACAUUUCAAGUUACAAUUGGCUGUGACAUUCAAAUUUACAACUCAUUCUGAACUAUUUGCAUUUCCAUUUUAGCCUAAGAGUUAAGCUAGGGUACUUAGGUGAGCUUGCGAAACACUUAAUUACCUUGCAGCUUGGUACAUGUUCUUCAAACUUGGAUGCUGUUUUCAAUGAUGACGAAACGAAUCUCUUAGUUCAUUCACUUAGAUAGUGUUGGUCGUAAGAAAAAUAAGCGCAUUGGAAGGCAGUGUACAACUAUUUUUAAACAUUUGUUACUUAUGAGGUA